AUGAAGGAAGCGUUGCUGCAGACGUUUACAAUCUUACUGAUGGUAUGUAUCAUUGUGGCCAUCAUCCUUUACCGGCAGGGGGAGUUUGAGCUCCGUUACAUCUUCUUAGCAGGAAAUCCGCCAGGAAAUUUAGGAAGAACAUCGUCAGUUUUACGCAAAACCCAAGCAAUUCCUCUGAAAGAUUCACUUUCUAAAAGCUAUCAAGCAUCAAUCAUAAAGUGCAAAAGUUUAAACCCUGAAGAUUGUAAGAUAAAAGACGGUCCUUUCGAAUACCGUCAACUUUCAAUCAAUGUGUCCAAACGUUCUUCAAAACAAAAUGACAAAGACAGGUUGACUCAUAUUGUCCAGUUGAAUGUGUCUGCUUCAAUUUCGCAAGAAUGGAAACAACCUGUUAUCAAAACAAGUGACGGUCUGAAUCUUAACACAAGCGACGGGGAUGUUGUCAGUAAUAGUACCGACUGGGAGCAAACUAAACAUUUUGGUGACGAAACUACUUCUACUAUAGGCUUGAAAUCAAAACAAAUACAGGCCAGCCUAGCGAAUAUGUCCCAUGACUCCAAAUUUACAGCGGAACCAUACCAAUCCCAAGGAAAAGAGAGUGAUGUGACAACCUCAAACGAUUUAAAAACGGAAAAUCAGUUCAAUGUCGACUUAAAUAUUUGGGGAAAUGAUACCAUGGGAUUACAAUCAGAUGGCUCGAAUGGAUAUCUGGUUUACGACUGCAGCAAAUCUCACAAGGAGAACUGUGGCGGAUGGUCGGACCGUCUCUCGGGAAUCCUCUCAACGCUUGUUCUCUCUACUCUCACUAACAGGACAUUCAAGAUCAAUUUCGAUAGUCCCUGUGUACUCUCGGAGUACCUCAGACCAAACCUGUACGACUGGACAAUUGGACAUUCGGAUUUCGAGAAUAAAUCUACAUCAUAUCAUGUUCUUACAAACAGUCGUUAUCAUAAGAUGGGAAAAGAGCUGACUCCGAAAGGAUUGUACAAAUAUUUUCAAAGUGACGUUGCUUAUAUUCGUAUGAACUGGGACCUCACUAGACAGUUUAGGAAAUAUCCAAACAUACAGAAAUAUGCUGCUUGGAUAACAGAACUACACUUUUCGGAUAUAUAUUUCAAGCUUUUUAAUACUUUAUUCAAACCUUCACAAGAAAUAGUUCAAGACUUGACUAAUAUACGGAAAAAUGCUACAAGAAGCAAAACCGCUUGUGCCCAUUUGAGGAUAGGAGGCAACCCAAGUAUGAGAAAUGACCGUCCAAGAAGUGAUAAGAACCGCCUAAAGGUAGUGUGGUCUCUUCUUGACAAAUUAGACACGAAUAUUUACAAUAUAUUCAUAGCAACAGACGAUGAUUCGGUCAGAAAAAUGUCACGGGAGAGAUAUAAGCAUAAUUUCAUCGACAUCCAAGGAAGUAUCAUGCAUAUCGACCAGUCGAGCUAUCGGCGAGGAGAUGUUUGUGAAGGUUUUAGGAAACAGUUGUUGGACUUUUUGUUCCUGACAUCAUGUGAUAUUCUAUUACUGUCAAACAGUGGGUUCGGGAUGAUGGCAGCUUAUCUCCGAACUCACAAGACUGGGCUUUACUGCUGGACAGACAGUGGAAUUGUCCCCUGCUCGAGAUAUACCGUGCACGACUUCUACCCCCUCCCCAUUCUCGCACCAGAAUGA
Molecule: messenger RNA, 1662 nt
Organism: Ylistrum balloti
Lineage: Eukaryota; Metazoa; Mollusca; Bivalvia; Pectinida; Pectinidae
Exons: 1
Coding region: 1-1662 (553 amino acids)
Source: RefSeq, a predicted model, not a curated record